AUGGCGACGCCAUCAAUCGACGAAUCGCUAGCCUCUCUUCUCCAGAAAACCUCUCUCUCGUCCGAAGUCUCCUCCGACAGCGACCCCGUCAAGGCCUCGAGUGCCCUCUUCCCCGACGCCCACUACAGCGACGCCGAAAAGAGCGAAAUCAGCCAAUGGCUCAUUACCGCCUCGCACAUCGGCUCCCCCAGCGAGGACCAAGCGAAGACCGCUGAAAGGCUCUCGUCACUGAACACACACCUCUCGAGCCGCACCACUGUGCUCGGCAGCAAGCCCUCAAUCGCAGACCUAGCACUCUAUCAACAUCUCGCGCCUGUGGUAUCAAAAUGGUCAACCGAAGAGCGCACAGGCGAGCAAGGCUACCACCACAUCGUGCGCUUCGUCGACUUCGUCCAGGACGCACCCGUAUUCGGCCUCAAGCUCCCAGAUAGCGAGAAAGUAGCUAUCGACCCCAACGACGUCAAGUUCACCAUCAAGCCCAUCGACGCCAAAGCAGAGAAAGAGCGCAAGAAGAAAGAGAAAGAAGCCGCAGCCGCCAGCGCCGUCUCCUCCGGCGCAACCCCCACCACCCUCACCGGCUCGCGGACACCGCCCACCGACUCCAGCCGCAAAAGUAAGAAAGACAAAACUCCCGACACUCCCAAAGACCUCGGCGACAAAGUCGGCGCCGCCGUCGCCGCCUCCCCCUCCGUCCCGAUCGGCCAGCCCAGCGCCGGCGAGUCUUCACAGAAGAAAGAAAAGAAGCCCAAGCAGCCUAAACCCCAAAAGGCCGCCGCGCCCGAGAAGCCGCUCUCCCCAAGCCUAAUCGACCUGCGCGUCGGCCACAUCCUGAAAGCAAUCAACCACCCCAAUGCCGACAGCCUAUACGUCAGCACCAUCGCAUGCGGCGACGCGCCCGGCACCGAGAAUACGAGCGAGUACGAGGGCCAAGUCGUGCGGACCGUCUGCUCCGGCCUCAACGGCCUGAUACCCCUCGAGGAGAUGCAGAGCCGGAAAGUCGUGACGGUGUGCAACCUCAAGCCCGUCACGAUGCGGGGCAUCAAGUCAUGCGCGAUGGUACUCGCUGCCUCUCCACGCGUUGCUGAAGGGGAGGACAGCCAUGGCGGGCCGGUUGAGCUGGUAAAUCCGCCGGAGGGCGCGGAGGCGGGGGAGAGGGUCUUCUUUGAGGGGUGGGAGGGCGAACCGGAGCCGGUGCUGAAUCCGAAGAAGAAGAUUUGGGAGACGUGCCAGCCGGGAUUUACGACGACGGAGGGACUGGAGGUGGGGUUUGAGGUCGAUGCCGUGCCGCAGUUGGCGGGUGAGGGGGCGGAGAAGAAGACGGGGGUGGCGAAGCUGAGGACGAGUAAGGGCGUGUGUACCGUCAAGAGUCUGAAGGGGGCUACGGUUCGGUGA
Molecule: messenger RNA, 1392 nt
Organism: Coniosporium apollinis CBS 100218
Lineage: Eukaryota; Fungi; Ascomycota; Dothideomycetes
Exons: 1
Coding region: 1-1392 (463 amino acids)
Cellular component (GO): methionyl glutamyl tRNA synthetase complex
Molecular function (GO): tRNA binding
Source: RefSeq, a predicted model, not a curated record